This is a messenger RNA of Prorocentrum cordatum, 3072 nucleotides long. The record is from the annotation of a GenBank genome assembly. Lineage: Eukaryota; Dinophyceae; Prorocentrales; Prorocentraceae.
AUGUGGACGUUCCGCGGGCCCUUGCCGGGCGCAUCGGCUCCAGAGCCCGCGGUGCUCCAGGCAGCGCGGCUGGCUGCCUCGCCCGCGGCCGGCGCCGUCGAAGAGCUGGAUCGCAAGCACCUCCUGGCACUGAACCUGCGGUGCCUCCCAGCUGCCCACGGGCUCUCGCCGCGCGCCUACUACCUUCCGCCGCCGCAGGGCGCUGGCGGGGAUUGCGGCGAGGGCGCUGCCUUCCGCUCCGACUUCGCGCUUUCGGAGGCGGCCUCCCUGCUCCUCAGAGCGAGCGCCUGCCUCUCCUCCUCCAGCGGAGGGGGAGCGGCGAAGCAGCGGGACCCGAGGCAGGAGGCGGUGGAGGUUGCGUGUGCCGUGUGCAGAUCGUACCUCGAGAGCGACGGCGGGGAAUGGAUGAACGAGGGUUAUUGGCAGGCGCUGCAGUCCGAGGCCGCUGGCGACGGAGCCCUGCCGCUGGCAGUGUGCGAGGAGGCCCAGCGCUUGCUGGGGCUGCUCCAGGAGCGCCUGCCGUUCUUGCAGUUGGGGCUUCUAGUCCGGAAUGUAUGGAUCCUGAAGCCCGUCGCGGGAGCCCACGGUCAAGGCAUCGCCUUUAUCACGGCGCUCGAUGCGGACGGGACUCCUGUGCAGACAGAACGGACGGAGAAGGUUUCCUUUCAGAGGCGUGGCCUCGGUGACCACCUGGGCUUCGUGGUGCAGAAAUACAUCGAAAGGCCGCACCUCCUCAGCGCUGAUAUUCUCGGUGACGACGGCGACGCGUCUGGAGAAACCGGCCAUGCCCAGCCUCGGGGCCAGUCUCAGCAUCGGCCGCGGCCGAUGCACAAGUACAGCCUGCGCUUCUGGGUGGACGCCCUCUGGUCUUCACACCGCCCCGAGGCCUGGCUGUACGAGACGGGCUACGUCCAGCUGGCGAACAGCCCCUACACGGAGCAGCUGACGGAGCCCACGGCGCACGUCUCGAACCUCGCUCAGCUCGCCGCGCCCGCCAGGUCCAGCGGCCUCCCGCGCACGCCCGCGGAGCUGUCGCUGGAGGCCUACCGCCGCGACCGGCUCCGCCGCCAGCACCCGGGCGCCGACACCUACGCCGAGCGCCUGCUCCCGCAGCUGCGGCAGGUCGCCGCGGGCGCCCUCGCGGCGGUGCGCCCCGGCGACCCGCCAGAGGAUCAGGAGGAGAAGGCACCAGGGCGGCGCCCCUGGAGGCGCCUCGGGCUGGACUUCGCUGUCUCCGAGGAUCUCCGGGUAUGGCUGAUCGAGGUGAACAAGAAGCCGGGCAUGGGCUGCGCCAAGGGGCGGCGGGGGGACGCCACGCACCGCCUCGUCUCCCGCUUCUUCGAGGCGGAGAGGGCUCUGAGGUGCCAGCGGGGCGGCGCCCAGGAGGAGUGCGAGGCGGGCUCCCGAGCCUUUGGGUUCAGAAGGCUCGACGUGGCCACCUGGGGACAGCCUGCCGCGAGCACAGGCCGCGACGCGGAUUGCAUGGGCGGCGGCGAGACGCCCCCAAGCUCUGCCCAGUCCUUGUUAGCGGACGGCCUUGCAGAUCAUCCCUUGCACGGCAGCCGAGCCUCGCUGGCUCUCGGGCAUGCCCGUCAAGUUGAUGUGCCGCCAGGCUCUGUGAAGGAGCUUCACUUGAAACACCUGCUCGCCCUCAACCUUCGCAAGCUGCGCGGCGAGGAGCUCCGCUUCGUGCCCCGGAGCUACGUCCUGCAGCCGGGGAACUUCUUCGAGGAGGAGUUCGCCGAUUUUGCUUUUGAUUUCAAGAUCUCGCAGGCCCUGGCCGUCGUGAAAUACAUCGCUGAGGCUUCCGAGACUGCCCCGUGGUCGCCGCCUGACCCCGCCGCUUCGGGCAGGGGCGCCAGGCGGCAGCCCGAGGGCCUCUGGGGCCGGGACCUCCUGGAGGUCUCUUGGCAGCCCGGGCCCGACCCGUCGCUGCCAGUGGACGGCCAGUGCGUCGCGGCGGCCCUGGCCGUGGCGCGGCGCGUGGUCGCGGCCGGGCAGGCGAGGAGGGCCGUCGCCGUGGACGAGGCGGAGUGGGCCCUCAUCCGGAGCUUCUCGCCGCAGGCCCGGCUGGCGGAGCCGCUCUGCGAUUCCGAGGCGGCUGGGGCGCUCCUGAGGGCCCUCCCGGCCGAGCUCCAGGUCUCGCUGCUGUGCGGCAAUCUCUGGCUGCUGAAGCCGAGCUGCGGGCAGUUCGGGCGGGGCAUCCUGCUUCUGGAUCGGCUCCCGGAGGCCCCAACGCAGCUGCUCCAGUGGGCCAGUGCCGUGGGCCGCGGGGGCCUGAAGGCGGCCAGCAACGACAAGGAGGGGUGCAUCCUGCAGAAGCUCGUGGAGAGGCCUCACCUCCUGGAUCCUGAGGUCCUGGGGGCCGCUGCUCGUCCAGGGCCGAGACGGGCCCCGGCUCUCUUCAAGUACGGCAUGCGCAUUUGGGUUCUGGCAUCCAUGAGCCAGUGCCCUCGCGUCUGGCUCUACCGGGAGGGCCACGUGAGCUUGGCCCUGCAGGCGUUCACGGCGGCGCCCGAUGCCCUGAGCCACAUCACGAACCUGCGCGUGGUCGACGGGAAUCCUGGGGAGCACACGCAGCGGCUCUGGCAGCUGAGCGACUUCGCGGCCCACCUGGGGGAGCACGAGGGCGCGGGCACCUACGAGGCGCGGCUCCUCCCGCAGGUGCGCGGCGUCGUGCGCGAGCUCUUCCGCGGCCUGGCCGCCGCGCCCAGCGCGCUGGCGCCCGAGGCCUCGGAAUCGGGGCGGAGGCUUCGGCGCUUCGGGAUUGACCUCCUCGUCGACGAGGCCCUGGCGGUGUGGCUCAUCGAGGUGAACAUCCUGAAGGACGGCUAUGCCCUGCAGUAUGCGCCGAGGGGCUCCAGCGGUGAGGCGAAGCGUCUGCUCGUCAAGCGGCUGGUCGAGGACGAGGCGCUGCUUCGGGUGGCGGCCAGGACAGGGCGGGGCGACAUCCCGGAGACAUUCGAGCAGCUGCUGCCAGCGUUAGAUCCUGGAGGAGCGGAGGGGCGCCCAGGCCCCGAUCCUCCUGCCUGUCUGACUUGUGCCGACGUGGGAUCCGCAGUCUCGCCACCA